This is a messenger RNA of Exaiptasia diaphana, 2529 nucleotides long. RefSeq lists its product as uncharacterized. The record is from RefSeq and is a predicted model, not a curated record. The transcript is spliced from 2 exons. Lineage: Eukaryota; Metazoa; Cnidaria; Anthozoa; Actiniaria; Aiptasiidae. Bases 264 to 1157 code for a protein of 297 amino acids.
UGCAAAGACUUGUAUAAUUGCACUGAGAUAUUUGUCGUCCAAAUCUUCGAUUUAAAGUUGUUUUCUCCCUUAUUAUAAACUUGUACAGCUGCAAAAAAUACUUGUGAGUCUUUGACAGAGUGGAUAUCUACCUUCUGAAACCUUUUAUAAAGAACAACGACCGAAGAUUUUGUCCGGAUACGAGACGGAAAAUACGAACUUUCAAAACAAUCAUUAGCUGUAACUUUUGAUUCUCAUCAUUAAAGAAACCUACCCAAGCUAGUAUGGACAACAAGAGCUUUCGUUUUCAUUACUGUCGAGUUUUUGUCAUGAUAUUACUUGUUAUUCCUCCGCUGAGAGCUAACUUCUCACCAGCAGAAAGCUGCUUAGCGGUAUCCAAAACAAUCUUCAACAACCCAGACCCGCAUAAACUUAUCAAAGACCCAAAGUUCAUCUUAGAUCUUUUUGAUUGUGUACUACUUGUUAACAAAGCUCUGAAGGACAGCGAGUGGAAAGGAGCUUUCUCAAUUCCGGAGAAUGUAGCCGACUUUCUCAUAAAGCACGGGAAGAGCAAUCUUGUGUUAAUGAUGGUUAAUGUGAUGUACAAGAGCAUCGAGCUCAAUGUAAUGGCGUCCGACAUAGAAAGAGAUUAUGAGCUUGAUGACCAUGAUUUCAAUGUGCUCUACGAAAAUUUAAACACAAUGAUGAAUUAUUGGAGUAAAGUAAUUCUUACCUUUGAGAAAUUGAUAACACAAGAAAUGGAAACAGGCGAGUCCCAAAGCAACGCGCUUCAAAUUUUCAAUUGGGAAAAGGUAAAUGACAGUGCCAAGAAAAAGUUCAAAAAUAUCCUUAAGGAAUUGAGCAACCUUUCAGAUGACACGAUUAAGGAAUUAUUGAUAACUAUCAAUGAAAAGAUCAAAAAAAUCCAAUCCUACAUGACAUGGGGUUUGGCAUAUCGCUCUGGCGCUGCUGCCUUAUGUGUUGGUUCGAUCUUCAUCCUUAAUCCUGCAGGCUGUGGAAUGUUCUGUGCUGGCAGUGGUGGCGCAAUUGUCGUUAACUAUCAUACUUAUCAGAAACUUGCCAAAAUCAAUAAGAAAUGUGAAACACUUUUCAAAAAAGCGGAAAAAUUGCAUUUAGAAAUUAUAAGAUACCAGGAAAAAGUCGAGUAUGGAGUUUAGGAAUAUUUCCACGCAGUUACUUACAGUUUCAGUCGAUUUUGUUUAUUGAUUUUAUCUUAUUUUUGUUUUGUUAAAUGAAAAUUUGUUUUAAAAGAUUUUAAGAAAUUUUGCGUUACUUUUUCUAAUUUUGAGCGUCAUUCUUCUAAGUACGAGUUAUAUCGCAUAUAAAUUGUUUUGAAUUCAAAACGUUGUUAAUCUUUUAGCAUACUUAAAAUUUCCGGCUCAAAGUGAAAAAAUGCAGUUUAAGAGCUUUUGGACGUACCAGAAUGUUUUUAGUAUGUGAAGAAUUUCAGUCGCAAUGGUUCCAUCAAGCUAUUUUUGAAAAUAUUUUAUUGAAUAAGGGAAGCACUUUUUAAGAUAUUUCUAUAAGAAGUAAAAGAUGGAUUGCCGUGCAACAAUCGGUGAAAUAAAGCACGGGGGGAUGUUUGGAGAACACGAAAGAACCCAAGAAAAUCACAGGCGCAGUGGGCGAUUUUGCGUUGUUGAAUCUCUCCCAUUAUUCACGCGUGCUUUAUUUCACCAAUAAACGCAAAGCAAUCCAUCCUUUAUUGCUUCUAUGGUAUAGAAAGUUAGUUUGCUCGCGAGCUUGCGUUAGGGACGGUCCAUUUAACUUUUGAGGGGAAGGAUAGAUGAUUUUGAAAAAAAAAAUCCUGUAAGCCAUCUUCGCCAAAAAUAAAAAUCGUGCACAACAUAUGGACAUGAAAAAAAAACUUGCACCACCCUAAGCCAAAAAAAAAAAUGUUACAUACAAGAAUAAAGUUAAAUGGACCUCAAAAGUUAAAUGGACCGUCCCUUAGUACCGGGAUCGACGAAAGAAAUCACAAUCUUGGACCAAUCAGAGCGUUCGAACAAUUACAUCUAUAUUGUAAAUUAAAUUAAUUGAUAAGAGUGCAGACACUAAAAGCAUGAAAACAUGUAGUAAUGACUUGCUAAAUUGUACUGAAUUUCUUUGUUUCCAGUAUUGUCUAAUCUGCAAAAUCUAAAACAUAUAGUGCUGUCUGUAAGGAAUAUUUUUUAAGUACUUUUUGAUUUUUUUUAGUUUUUGAGCCCUGAAGCAUUUAGAGUGAAGUAAAUAUGGCUAUCAAAUUGACAGAAAAGAAAUCACUGACAGUUAGAAAGUAUUAUGCAUGGUGUAUGUCUAUUUCACGGGGUUUGUGACUUCUAUUGCGCAAUAUAUCAAUUACUUAGAGUGAGAGCCUUAAAACCGUGAAACACAAUUUGAAUAUUUGCUAGUUACUAAGAUGUAUUAGUGCAAUAUCUAUUUUUUUUACUUUACUCUAGUUCUUUUCAUGAUUCACUUAAGUUAAUGAUUGUUAGCUAUUUAAUUAAUAGUUAAUUAAUAAUUAAUUCUAUUAAAUUGGUUUAAAAUAUA